Schizophyllum commune H4-8 is the source of this 925-nucleotide messenger RNA. RefSeq lists its product as uncharacterized. The coding region runs from base 1 to 816 and encodes 271 amino acids. The record is from RefSeq and is a predicted model, not a curated record. Lineage: Eukaryota; Fungi; Basidiomycota; Agaricomycetes; Agaricales; Schizophyllaceae. The transcript has 3 exons.
AUGGUGCGUAACCUGCUUCUCAUGCGAGAGCCGACAGCUCACGACGCUGCAGAAUCCCGCGGGCGCCAAUCGACGCUCGGCAAUCAAGUCACCAACUUCCGAAGCGCCUGCGCUCUGACUCAACAACUCGCUGACGCCGCCAUCCACUCGGCGGCACCAUCUUCGUCGCGCAAAGUCGAGCAACAAGCCCCCAGCGCAAUCUGCCGGUCAUCGACGCUUCCAGCAUCGUUCUCCCUGUCGCGCAAGCUCAACGACUUUGGCUUCACUCAACUACCUCGGCUUCACCUCGGCGACUCUCGUGCGAUUGCGGCUUCACCCCAACUACUUCUCGUCGACUCUCGUGCAAUUCCGUCCGGCGAGCGGGGUAAUAAGCCUCUAUCAUCGCUCUCAAGUCAACUGCCAUGCCUGUCCUCCCAAGGCAAUCGCCUCGCCUCCCCCGAGCGCGACCUUGACCCUCGCCUUCGCUCUGAAGCAGGCCCUUCCACUUUGCCCGCCAUCCUCGCUUCCGCUUCCGCUCUCGAGCUCGUCAUUCACCCUCGCUUUUCGCUUCAAGCGCGACCCCUCUAUGAAUCUGUCUCGCUUCGAGCUUCCCGUGCUCACCCUGAGCCAUUUAGCGCUUACGCCAAGCUGCCCAGCGCUCACCCCAAGCUUCCCGGCACUCUCUUCACCCUCCUAGAUCUCCCCAUCAUCGUCCGUCGCCUCCCGAACGAUCUCAUAACGCCCGAAUCCCUCCGAGCGAUCUACGAAGGCCCCCGAGUGAUCUACAAAGCCCCCCAAUUAAUAUGUCCAUGGAUCUUUGUCCGCCGAGCGAGGUGAUACGGCCGGGGCAGCCUUACCUACUCGAGACCUUCUCGACCACACAGAUAGGCUCUCGAGCACUUUGCUGACCCGCGAGCGUGUUGCCAACCCGCGAGUGCGUUGCUGG